Molecule: messenger RNA, 1871 nt
Organism: Psylliodes chrysocephalus
Lineage: Eukaryota; Metazoa; Arthropoda; Insecta; Coleoptera; Chrysomelidae
Source: the annotation of a GenBank genome assembly
CGCUUUUCCCUUUCGUAAAUCUGGCAACCCUAAAAAUAAUCAAACCAAGAAAUUCCCCAUGGUUGUUUCCGGUGUUUAUUUUUUGAUAAUUAGUUGUUAUAUGUGAUGAUUUCAUUUAUGAGGAAUUCCAACGUAGGUGGUUACCGGAUGAUAUGCAAAUACGUAGCACAUACGUAGUACAGAGUACAGUAAACUGCCAAGUAAAGAGGAACAUUUUGCCUUCGCCAGUUGGCUAUACGUUUUGAAUUGUAUUGGCUACUAUGCUAAAUUUUUGACAGAGCAUUGACAGACAUUUGAAAAAUAAAUAAAGUUUAUUGGAAAAUAUGAAAAUGAAGAUGAAAUAAUGAAAGUGAGUGAAAAAACUAUUCUGGUUUUUAUACCUGACAACCUAAACUACAAAAGAUUAGGUUAUUUAAGUGGACAGAAAAAAGUGUUUCCUAAUUCUGAAGUUUAUUAUAUUACAAGUGUUAUACCUACAAAAACCAAUUAUCAAAGUAUUGGAUUUAUAGGAGAAAAAGUUGAUUUUGAUUGUCGUAAAGUAAACACAGAUAUUCCAAUAUAUAUCAAUAGUUUACAUGAACAAAUUGUUGUUAGAAACAAUUUAGAAAAUAAACCAAUAACCCAAAUAAUUUAUGAUUAUGAGAGAUUUAAACAUUCUGAUCUUGUAAACUAUGAACCGGAAAAGUAUGGAAAACACCUCAAAUAUUUAUCUUCAGAUCUCCGGAGUUCUACCCAAAUUUCAACAAAUGGGAGGAACAUUAUUGUAAAAUAUUUGUUAUCUGUUAUUUAUCUUUUGAAUUGUUUCAUAAAUUUGUUAUUUAAACUUAGUCAAGUUGUACAAAUAUCCUCAACUUUUGUACAUUUUGAAGAAAGCAUCAAGACUCUACGAUGGUUCUUAAACACUGUCUUGGAAGAAAAAAAAAUUACACCAAAACUUGGAAAUACUAUUUUAGCCAAAAUAAUCGACUUAGCUCUAGGCCUUUUUUUGAUUAGUUAUGUUUUGGAUUAUGAAGAACAAAUUUUUGACUUCAUGAAUUUCAUCAUUGAGUCUAUCAUAUCAAAUCUUAGAGGUCUUUUGCUGUAUUUAAUGGGACAACCAAUUGGGCUGAAGUUAAAUUAUGGGUUUAACAAUUUCUUAGGAAGAUUUUUUUUAUAUCACAUAUCCUUAUGGAGAAUUUUUCUGCAUGGAUUAUAUCCUUUAUUUACCAGUCAUUUUAAAUGGUUUGUGUUGCCAGGAAUUUUUGGAGUUUCCUAUCAAAUAGCAAUGAUCUCAGAUAUUGUGUCCAUUGCUACAUUCCAUUCUUAUUGUAUAUAUAUUUAUGCAGCAAGACUAUUUAAUCUCCAAUUGAAAUGCUUAAAAUCUCUGUGGAGAGUGUCAAUAGGUAGAAAAUUUAAUCCAUUAAGAAGUAGAGUGGAUUCAUGCCAGUAUUCUCAAAAUCAGCUGUUUAUUGGAACAUUGUCAUUCACGAUAUUAUUAUUUUUAUUACCAACAACUACUAUGUACUAUGUGGUGUUCACCGUGUUUCGUUUAAUCACGUUAUUUAUUUAUGGCUGCCUCCAAAGUCUGAGAAAUCUAAUCAAUAUUAUUCCAGUAUAUUCAGUGCUUCUGUGGACUAUAAAUGCAUCAUCAGUUGCAGGUACUGUUCAUAUAAUUUGGAAAAGUAUCGAUGACAGAGGAAACGUUAAAAUAGAAGCCAAAUUGGAAAAACCACCGUUUGUAACUAGUAUAAAAAAAUUUAUUCCAAACUCGAUGAGCAACGUUAAAAACGAAAAAACGUUUGGAGACAUCUUUCAUAGUAGUAUAACAGGAACAAUUUUGUAAUUUUUUCAAAUAAAUUGUAAAUAAAAAUUAUAUUUUUGAUUUUCUCAAA